Molecule: messenger RNA, 5927 nt
Organism: Brachypodium distachyon (stiff brome)
Lineage: Eukaryota; Viridiplantae; Streptophyta; Magnoliopsida; Poales; Poaceae
Exons: 21
Coding region: 205-5784 (1859 amino acids)
Biological process (GO): positive regulation of DNA-templated transcription
Cellular component (GO): histone methyltransferase complex
Molecular function (GO): histone H3K4 methyltransferase activity; protein binding
Source: RefSeq, a predicted model, not a curated record
UACCAUACUGCUGCAGUCUGCAGACACGAGCCUCUGCUGCGCCCUCUGCUCCCCACACCAUCACUGCAGACUGCACUGCACGACCACCAGGCCACCACCACGACCCCCUGCCCGCGAAACCACCUCUUCCUCCCUCCUCCCCACACCGUAGCCGUCAGUUGCCAACCCAACCGCACCACCACGACCCCCUCCGGCCCCCGCGCGAUGGACGGCCCGUGGUGGCCACCACCUCCGCCGCCGCAACCCUCGCCUCCGCUGCCGACCCAGAUGGACAGUACCAAUCUGCGCUACAACACCCGCCCCUUCGCCGCCUCGCAGCUGCAGGAAGCUGCCGCGGUUGCGGAUGGGCGAACCGCGGCAAUGCCGGACCAGUUGCUGUCGAACAUUUGGAGCUCGCAGUUCGGCGGCCAGUCUGCGAAAGCGGCGCCGAGCAGCAACGCGUUGCUCGCUCAAGUGCCUGGGAAUUACUACAAUCACCCCCAUGUUAGCCAUGUGCCGGACUUGAAGGCCCUGCUCCACAACCCGAACGCGAGCAAUGCUGCUGGCGCCAUUGAUCUUACUCGUGCUUACUCUCCGCUCGGUGGCGCUGCGGCUCUGCCGAAGUACCCGAGCCAUGGCUUGUCAGCUAGCAGCGGUGUCGAGCAAUCCUCCUUGGGGGCGUUGUUUCUGAACAAAAGUUCGAAUGCACGGGGCAAUUUACCGGGCGAAGGUUCCGCCAUUGAUGGAAUGUCCCACGGCGCCAUGCAGUUUCAGGAUUCAACCGUGCACACGAUGCAGAAGUUGCCAUCCAAAUCGAUACCUCGCCAUCACCAUGCGCUUCUAAUGGAUCGUAUGCGUGUCUCCUGUCUGAAUGUUGGUGGAGAGUUCUUUGUGGGUGAAUCUGGGAUCUUUGGAGUUCUUUGCUCGUGUCAUCAGUUGAGGAUGUCUGUAGCUAAGUUCUGUGAGCAUGCAGGAGGGCCUGCAGAAAAAGCUGGUGAAAUUGUCCUUAUGAAUGGCAUGAGUAUUGCACAAUGGUUCAAAUACUGUGCAGGGGUUGAAGCAUCUGUUACUGACACUAAAUGGGACUGGCCAGAAUGGGUGUUUAUGGACUAUUCUCCAGAAGGAUACAUGAUGAAAAGUCUCCUUACGAGAAACACCAGUAUGGAAAAGAUAGGGUUAUUCAGUGCAUAUGGAAAUAUCACUGGGCCUAUAACCGGAGCAGUUUAUUCCAAUGAUUUCCACAAUGAAGGUAGGGAGUUCACUACUGUUGAGAAGCUAGUGAAUAAGCAACAUGAAACAUAUUACAAGAAGAGUGCUGAUGUACAUACAACUUUUACGAAGAACUACACUUUACUGCAGAAUUCUGAGAAAAUUCUAGGGCUUGAUAAAAACCAUACUGGUAAUGCAGCGAGCAUAAACCCCGUUAGCAGGCCAAGUGGAAGCGUAUAUAUCGCAGAAAAAGCAGGUGGAAGUUACAAAGGAGAUCAUUUGUCACAUAAUUACGCAGGUCUUUUGGAGAAAAACUUUGAUGCCUCGUUUCGUAAUCCUACUCCAAGAUCUACAGGAGUUUUGAGCUAUGAUAGUAUGGCAUGCAGGUCCUAUUUUCCCAAUAAAAUACUCCAAAAUAGUUUGGGCAGUUCUUCAAACACCGAAUUGAAGCUUGGGCAAUCAUCUUAUGAUCAAUCUAUGACUUCCCUAUUUCCAUCGGUACAAUCAACAACAAUUGAUUUUCAGAAACCUCAGUCACAUCUGCCAUCGAUAACUCAAAAUCCUUGUCCAAGGCAAACAACCAAGGUGAACAAAAGUAUAGGAGAACAUACUGAACCACCACUGGGUACAAGAACUAAGAAACAAUCGAUUGAAGUUGCUAAUGGCAUCAACCGUUCUGAAGGUGACGAGCUUACGGAUGAUAGAGCCAAGGGUUCAUUUAUCUCAUUAUUUCUUUCGCAUCUUGAGAGGAACAGUGAAGCCAUCAAUGAUAUUCUCAACAGCAAUGAGCAUAACCGUCCUAAGGCUCUCGAUGGUGCAUAUAGUUCCAAUCAUUCAAAAAUUGCAAGUGGACAAGUCGACUCGAAGGCUAAUGAGAAACAUUCUAAGUUGGCCUCUACCAUUAUUCAUACUAAAAGGAGAUCAGAUGGCAGUUCUCUUUCAGUGGCACCCAGUGGACAUGUUUCAAAAGUUGUGCCUCUUGCAAAUAGUCAGGGGCCUUUAAUUCAUAGUGACUGCCGGUCGCAUUUUCUGCCUAGGCAACCUAAUGCUGGAAUCUCCCAAAUUUGUGCCAGGGUUUCAUGUCCUGCAAAUUGCAGGAGUUGCAAUCAUAUCAGUGAAAUAUCCCAUGAGGUUGAAUAUGCUGAGACUGGGGCUCCAUGUCUAUAUGAUAAAAUGGCCAGGGAACAUGGUAGUUUUGAGCGUGUAGAUGAUUUACACACACACAGAAGUUUGCGUGUUGACAAAACCAUUUGUCAACAUGGAAAUUCUUGUUCUUCGUCUAGGGAGUUGCUACCUAGUUUUGACCGAAAUGAUCAACCAACACUGGGAAAAUCAAUAUAUCAAUGCUGUUGCAAAGUUCAGGGAGUUGUUUCUAGACAUGGUUAUAGAGCUGGUCACUUGUGCCAAACUCAUUUUUCUAAUAAUGGUGCUCCAAUCCACAAACCUACUGUUGAAGUGCUAAAUGAACUUUGUACCUGCUCCACUUUCAUACCAAGGUCAUCAUUAUGUUCGAGAGAACAUAUGUUACAGUCUUCUUGCCAUGAGUGCCCUUUUGAUGGGUUUCACUGCAGAAGUUCUAUGGAACAUGCAACCAGCAGCUUGACCAAGUGCCCUCUGCUUGAUGCACCUAACAAGCAUGAAUCAGGUCCGCGCUGGGAUGGCAAAUGUUGCUACUGUCUAGUUCCAAAAUGUUUGGCAGGUUGUGGCUUUACAAAGCACUGUGAAGUGAGAGUUGACCAAAGUGAUAGUACUCUACAAAAGUGCAAGCAUGAUUUGCAACUGUCUGCGACAUGCUGCACAUUAGGAGAGAGUGAAAAGUCAAGAUGUCAGUGCUCAAACAAUGCUCAAACAUGUUUAUUAGAAGAUGCCUGUAAUAAAAUAACAAAUCAGCCUCAUGUUCCUAUAAUGGAGAGACUGAAGAAUGUAUCAGAAGAAUCGGUGUCCAACGGCAUCUGGCCUUAUAGAGCUGUGACAGAGAAAAAGGUCUCGCCUAGAGGUUUUGGAGUAUGUAAAGAGCAACUGAAGCCUGUAUUAUCUUCUGGAUCCUCCAGUGCCAUGGUGACAAAGUUUUCGGCAUCACCUGAAUUUAGCAAUAUAUCCUCAUGUAUGGCUAAAUUUGGUGUCGAACGCAAAAAACUCAUGUUCGAUGAAGGAUCAAGAACCGAGAAAUUUUCGUCAUCAAGCUAUGCGCCUACCAGUACAGGGUGUGAAAGUGAAAAGGUCCUAAAUAGUUCCUCUGGAUUUCACUUGGGCGCUUCUAAAAUGAAGAGAAAAUGUAACCAGAUUUCUGACAGGAGCACACUAAAAGAAAAUGAGAAAGCGGAACAGUGUCUUGAAACACGGAAGAAAUCAAGAAGAUUGAAGUUUUCUGCAGAACAUUCAGAAUCAGAUGAUUGUACUAGGAAAAUUACUCUGCAGUCAUCCCAAAAUAAGGACUCUCAACCACAGAAUGAGGCUAAUUCAAAUUCUUGCAGGGUGUCAAAAAUCAAACGAAAACAUAGCACCAUGCAACAAAAUAAGCCUGUGAAACGGCGUCAUAGCCAUCACAAGACUUUGGAAGGUGCCGAGCAGUUAGACAAUGAGGCUAUGGUUGGAGAAUUAAAUUCCUCUGAUGAAAAAAAGAAAGUAGAGGACAUGAUCACCCUGGAUAGAACAAAAUAUCAACAGGAAGGGAACCAAGUCUUUGUUCGCAAACUGCCGAAAUAUGUGUCUCUGAACUGCAUCUCAAAUGAACAUAACAGGAAUGAUGCUUGUGAUGGAGGUUUACGUCUUGAAUCUAGCUUAAUUGCUACAGGAAUGACGAAUGAUAAUCGAAGAUUUCCUAAAAUUGUUCCGCUUAAUCUGAUUCUUAAAAGGGCUAAGAGAUGCCAUGUUUUUAAACCCCCCUUGAAGACACAAAAAAUCCAUUUCCGUGAGGAGAAGAGUGCAGUUUGUUCUGUAGUUAAAUAUUCUUUUGUCAAUCGUAAUUACAGUCCACAAGAUGAAGAGGGAAUCCAGGGUUCUAGAAAGAAUAGGUAUUCAUCUAAUGCUUUGAAGCCACACCCUGAGCCUGACUGCAAAAGACCCUGCAACGGAGUUAAGAAUCGAAGAUCAGGUGUGUCUCUUAACAGGAUUAAGAGGUGUGAAGAAUCUGCAAUUGUUUCAGCAUGCAGUCCUUGUGAAGUGAAUGUUGGAAGGUCCAAAGAAAGGCUUAGCUCAGAUGAUUCAUGUUGUGUUUGUGGAAGUCCAUGCCUGGAGCCUUGCAAUCAAUUGAUACAGUGCAGCAAGUGCUAUAUCAAAGUGCACCAAGCUUGCUAUGGUGUUUUAAAAGUUCCAAGGGGUCAAUGGUUCUGCAGACCCUGCAAGACGAAGACCAAUACCGAGGACAUGGUUUGCGUUUUAUGCGGUUAUGGGGGUGGAGCUAUGACAAGGGCAUUGAACACCCAAAGAGUUCUGAGAAGUUUGCUGAAAGGUCUGAGAGUUACAGGACAAUCAGAUAAAGAUGGCAGACAUAAUCCUGUGUCAAGAUCUACAAGUUUGAACACUGUAUCUCAAGUCGAUAAACAGAAGUCAAUAGAUAGUGCACAUGAGGAGAACACUGUUAGCAGUUCCUGGACCGGUAACCACAAUUCCAGUUUACUUGGUCCACAAACGAUGCAGUGGAUUCAUGUGGUUUGUGGAUUGUGGACCCCUGGUACAAAAUGCCCAAAGUCAACAACAAUGUGUGCUUUUGACAUAUCGGGUGCUUUACCUGCCAAGGAAAAUAGUGCAUGCUCAGUUUGUAACAGAACUGGGGGCUCGUUUAUGAUGUGCCGAGAUAUAAGUUGUUCGGUGAUGUUUCAUUCUUGGUGUGCACACCAGAGGGGUUUGUUGCAAAGUGAGCCAGAAGGUGAGCUUAAUGAGAACAUUGGUUUUUAUGGGAGAUGCCUGAAUCAUGCUACACUUGAAUAUUCUGACCGUGUUAAUCCUGAGAAGGAACACUUGAGAAGCAAUGACUGGACAUGUGCACGUACAGAGGGGUUUAAAGGCCGAAAGGGUGAAGGGUGGUCUGGUUCGAAUUACAAGAAGCCUCAAGAGAGCUACAGCGAGUGCAGUGUUUCCCAAGAACAGAUCAAUGCUUGGCUACGCAUAAAUGGAUCAAAGCCUUGCAUUAGAGGACAGCAGUUAAAAGGACAGAAGCACCUCGUAGUGUAUAAAUCUGGCAUACAUGGACUUGGCCUCUACACAUCAGAGUUCAUUCCGCGUGGCUCCAUGGUUAUAGAGUAUGUUGGUGAAAUUGUUGGGCAGCGUGUUGCUGACAAAAGAGAGAUUGAGUACCACUCAGGGAAACGACAGCAGUAUAAGAGUGUAUGUUAUUUCUUUAAGAUUGACAGGGAACAUAUUAUUGAUGCCACCCAGAAGGGUGGGGUUGCAAGAUUCAUCAACCAUUCGUGCCAGCCAAACUGUGUUGCAAAAAUAAUCUCAGUCAGGAACGAGAAGAAGGUAGUAUUCUUCUCGGAACGCCAGAUAAAUCCAGGGGAGGAAAUCACCUAUGAUUAUCACUUCACCCAAGAAGAUGAAGGCCAAAGGAUCCCUUGCUUUUGUAGAUCAAGAAGUUGCAGGCGGUAUCUCAACUAGUUGGUUGUUCUGCUGUCAUUUGUUUAGAUUUUCAUUUUCAUGCGAGCCAUGUACAUAGAGAAAACUCGAGGGCUUGCAUUUCACACUGGCAAUUUGUGCUUUGGUACGAUUUUCUUUUAGUAUGCAAACAUUCUAAAAUGUUA